Molecule: messenger RNA, 4692 nt
Organism: Grosmannia clavigera kw1407
Lineage: Eukaryota; Fungi; Ascomycota; Sordariomycetes; Ophiostomatales; Ophiostomataceae
Product: nuclear pore complex subunit
Exons: 3
Coding region: 1-4692 (1563 amino acids)
Biological process (GO): protein import into nucleus; RNA export from nucleus
Cellular component (GO): nuclear pore
Molecular function (GO): structural constituent of nuclear pore; protein binding
Source: RefSeq, a predicted model, not a curated record
AUGGCCUUCAGCUUUGGUAGCCUCGGAGGAGCUGCCGGUGCAGGGGCGUCUGCAGCCGGCGGGAGUGGCGUCCAAAUGAGCCAGGGGUCUGAUCUUGAGCUGAUCCAGACGGAGGGCGUUGGAUUUCUCAGCGUUGCCGGCGACACAAAGCUGCAGCUGGUCUCGAAAUGGAGCGAGCCGCCUCUCCCGACCGCCUCCCUCAUCAGCGUGGCCUCGCACAAGGGCCUCGUUGCAGCAGCCGGUCCCGAUGCCGUCCGUAUUGCCACGACCGACUCGGUACGGAAAGCGCUCUCGGCCGAGGGCAGCGGUGACAGCGACGGCGAUAUCCGGCCGUUCACGCCGCAGGUGACGAUCCCGAUGCAGCUGCGCGUCUCGCAGCUGGCCUUCACCGCCGACGAGUCCUUUCUGGUCCUCUCGGCCGAGACAGGCGGUGGUCUGGCCGUCUACGACGUGCAGGCGCUGGCCCAGGGCAGCACAACACAGUCGGCCUUUGAGCUGUCCACCAGCGGCGAGACGGUGCGGUCGCUGGUGCCCAACCCCAUGGCCGACAGGGCCGAGCUGUGCGCGCUCGUCACGGUCAAGGGCAACCUGCUCAUGGCCGACCUGAAGCAGCGCUCGCUUCGCAGCGGCCUUGCCGGCCAGCCCGUCCUGCGCUCGCAGGUGAGCUGUGUGGCCUGGAGCAGCAAGGGCAAGCAGCUCGUCGCCGGCUGUGCCGACGGCUCCGUCUACCAGAUGACGCCCGACGGGCAGGAGAAGGCACACAUCCCCAAGCCGCCCAAGCUUGGCGACUACUACGCUGCCUCGAUUUCCUGGCUGGAGAACGACGUCUUUCUCGUCAUCCACAACCCGACGGCAGGGGGACAGCCGUCGGAAUACCACAUCAUCACGCGGAACACCAAGGCGGGAGCCGGUCACGAGCUCGUGUACCAGAAGCUCAACGAUCCGGUGGAGCCGUUUGGCGACAAAGCACCGCACCAUUCUAUACUUCGACUGCGCGACUUCCCUCCUAACCUGCAGGACUUAUUGUUGGUGGCAUCAACGGCAGUGGAAAACAUUGGGCUUCUGACGCGGUCCAAGGCUCCCCUGGCCAGUAAUGUGGCCGCAGACAAGAUCACCAACGUCUUUACGACGACAGAGCUGGCCGACGACUCGCGGCGUGCCCAGCUGCCAAUGUCAGCAGACUACAACGACACAUUUCCAGUGGGUGUGGCCCUGGACCUGUCCAGCAAAGAUAAAGUCCACAAGCCGAUUCCGACGGACGAGAUUGAGGAGUCCCCUGGACCGCUUCCGAGCCUUUGGGUCUUGAACAACGAAGGCGUCCUGGUGACAUGGUGGGUUGUGUACAACGACUCUAUCCGGCAGGGCACAACGUUCCCUGGAUUGGUAGCUGUUGAAGACGGUGCAGCCGCCGCACCAGCAUCUGCGUUCUCAGCCCCGAAGCCAGCAACGCCCUUUGGCAGCGCUGCCCUCACACAGACUACCACUCCGGCUCCGGCGCCUGCUUUUGGUACCAGCGUCGGCCUCGGGGCCAGCUCUUCGCCAUGGGGUCAGGCCAAGGCCGCGUCUGCCUCCACCAGCUCGCCAGCUCGAGCCCCGGCGUUUGGGGCGCCGUCAACCAUUGGCAGCGGAACGGCCUUUGGUGCGUCCGGUGGUCUGGGAACCAAAGCGUCAGUCUGGGGGUCUAGCGCAAAGACACCGGCGUCGCCCGCCUUUGGGCAGUCCGCCUUUGGGUCCAGCUCAGCCACGCCUACUGCGCCUUCCGGCGGAGGCUUUUCGGCCUUCGCCAACAAGACGGCAUCGCCUUUCACAAGCAUUGCUGCCUCUAGCGGAGGGGCCGCGAACAGCAGUCCGUUCUCGUCUUUUAAGAGCACGGGACAGAGCGGCUUCGCGUCUCUGGCAUCAGGCACCUCGGGCGGCGGCAGCGUCUUUGGGUCUCGGUCCGAGACGAAGCCGUUCGGGUCUACGACAUCAUUUGGGGCGCCUGCUGGCGCAAGCAGCACCACUGCUUUCCCCCCACCAGCAACCAAGGCCACCGGGUCGUCUGUGUUCGGCUCGUCACCGUUCGUCUUGGGAACGACCUUCAAAGCGGAUCCCGUAACGGCGAAUGCAAACGAGACCACACCGGCCAAGGCAGGAAGCCUGUUUGGUAGCGGUUUCGGAUUGUCGUUGACACAGGCAAGCAGCACACCUGUGACAGCAGAGAACACUAAAGAUGAAGACAUGGACGUAGCAGCGCCACCGGCAGCUGCCGAGGCUUCAUCGCCUGCAAAACCGGCGCCCAGCUACUUUGAGUCAACAACACCGACAACAACACCGGCCCCGAAUCGGUUCUUCAGUCCACCGGCAAGCACAAGCACGCCGUCAACGACGCUUUUCGGCAAUGCUGCCGGCACCACACCAAAGGCAGGGUUGUUCUCCCGACCGGGUGGGCUUUUUGGAACGCCGGGCGGUGCAAAAGCGGACGAUAGCACGGCGGCCGAUGCGGCGGAUAACGAGGCAACACCCAAAGCAAAGCAGCCGCAGGAGCAGAGCCUCCCCCUACCACCGGAUGGCACCAGUAAGGCCGCAUUCACCGUUGGCGACACCUCGUCCUCCUCCGACACGUCUAACAAAGCUGCAGAAGACGACGCCCCGUUGCCGCCGGACCCCUUUUCCAAGCCAAAGAAGGCAGCGGCAGAAGCCCGACAGGCCCCUGGUUUGUUUGGCAAGCCAGGGGCAGAGCCACCUCUACCACCUGACCCGUUUGCAAAGCCGAAAAAGUCGGAUUCGGAGGCAGCGGCCGAGGCGACCAGCUUGCCCGAGGAGGCACCAUUGCCGCCGGACUCUUUGUUUCGGACAUCCAAGAGCAGUGGCGCUGCCAAGGCAGACGCAGUGCCAGCAACACCGUUAGCGAACCCGUUCAGCUCGAUGAAAGCACCGGUGAAGUCGUCUGGGUCAUCGAUCUUUUCAUCCAACCCCCCUCCUAGCAACGACUCCAGCCUCCGGAAUCCGUUUGCGAACUUGCCGAAGCCACCGCUAUCGCCGACGACGGACGGGUCGGAAGAGGAGGAGCAGUCGGAAGAAGGGGAGGCCGAGGAGCAAAGUGCAGCUGGCGAGGAGGAAAAGGUAGAAGACGAUGACGAAGUAGAGGAUGACGAAGGAAGCGGGACGGACAUUGGGAAAGACGUGAGCCCGAGGAUGAACGAGCUGGUCAAGACGCCGAGCCAAGCGACCCACGGGUCCUUUACAUCGACGGGCCGAGACACCAGCGCGAACUCGACGUUUUCGCACAUCGACAUGCCACGGUCACAGAUCUUUGGCGACCGGGAGGCGCCGGCACUGCGGCCACCACGAGCACAGGAGGUCAGCCCACGAUCUCCCAGCCCACAGCGGCCAACGGCCAAGCCGCAGAGCGGGCUACCGACCGGGCGGCUGUUCCGCGACGACCCGCAGCGGUCAUUCAGUGCACCAGGGACAGCGUCGCAGUUACUGCGGGACACGUCGCGACAGACAGGCGGAGGACAGGCAAGUCAGGGAUUUGCUGGCAGCGGGAUGUUUGGCAGCCGACGGGUGGCACGAGAUCCGAACCUCGAGGAGCAGCGGAAAGCAGACGCACACCGGGCAGCAGAAUCGGCCAAGGCGCUCACGCCGGAAGACAGCUACGAGGCGAUGGACCGAGAGCUGGAGCAGGCAUUGGAGCCGACGUUGCAGCUGGCGGAAUGCGUGUACAUUCUGGACUCUGACAUUGGCGGAGGCGACUCUGUGGCAGCACAGACGGAGGCGGUGUACCGGGAUAUCAACCGGAUGGUGCUCGUGCUCCGGGUCAACAGCCGCAACAUUGACGCGUUCCUGCGCGGCAACUCGAUCGGGGGCCACAAGACAGAAGAGGACCUGGACGAGCCGGAAGGCUGGGUGCUGUGCGAUGUGGACGAUCUGGGAACGAUUGUGAGCCGGGAACUGCCGACGAAGCUGCGACAGUCACGGGUAAAGGGCGAGGAGGCGCUGCAGGCGGCAGCAGAGGCGCUGCUGAAGGAGGCCGGACAGCUGCGAGUGAUGCACGAGGAUCUGGCGCGGGUGGUGCAGCUGCAGGUCAGCCAAGACCAGGCGGCAGCAGCAAGAACACUGCCGCUGACAGCAGAGCAAGACGUGCAGCAGAACGAGCUGCGACGGGCAUUUACGAAGCUGAUGGGACAGCUGGUGGAGGCCGAGCAGCAGUUGGUGAUGCUGCGGACGCGAAUGAGCUCGCUGGCAGCCAACGGAGGAGGAGUGGGAGAGGGAGGAGGUGGCGUGGUACCGGCACUGCCGACAGUUGAUGCGGUGAUGCGAACGAUUGCCAAGAUGACGGCGAUGGCAGAGAAACGCAGCGGCGACAUUGACGUGUUGGAAGCACAAAUGCGCAAGCUGGGGCUGAACGGACGCAACGGACGGACCAACGGGCAGUCGAAUUCACAUGUGCAUGCGCAUUCGCCCUUUUCGACGCCACAGAAACAGUCGAAACGCGGCUCGGGCAUCUUCUCGACGCCCGGCAGUACGCAACGGGCGCUGUUCGCAUCGCCGGGAGCUGGAGGCACGCCGACGCGACGGAAGCUGAGCGGCUACACGGACAAGGAGAAGGAGGCGCUGCGACAGACACGGGCCAGCCGACAACGCACGCUCGAACGGCUGCAGCGGAUCCACGAGGCAGAAGGCCCUCGACACAUUGGGAUCGACUGA